UUACAAUGUUCAUGGCGGGUACUUGAAGAAUGCAGCAUCGAAACGCCAUUUUAUGUGUUUGGCUCUGAUCAUUGACGACGGUGGUGCGUGUGGUGCUGCGGCGGAGUGUCAAAAGAACUGAGCCCCUGUGUCUCGUUCUCUUUCUCUCUCUCUUGUUAUUUUUUUGGUUAUUGCAUUAAAUAAGGAGAAGAAAGAAAAAAAAAAUGCUGCCAAAAUACUUAACGCCCGACAUGUGCAAGUAACAACAACAACAACAACAUCAAAACAACGGGUGUGGGCUUUACUCAAAUGUGUGCAAUUGUGCCGCGAAUUUUCUUCAUUUACAUCGAAAAAAAUGGUGUAGUGAAAAUUUUCAGUGAACCAGUGAGAGAGUUUUAAAGUGCGUGGUGGGUGGGUGUGUGUGAUAUUUUUUUUUCUCCCCCCAUCAUUCAGUGGUGUAAUAUAAUCCAAUAAAAAAAAAAAGGGGCACAAGUUUAUAUACACACAACAUAUAUAUACAUAUAUAUAUAUAUAUAUAUAUUCCUAUCUAAAAAAAAUUUUGCGCUUUAAAUUCUCGUCUGUCAAACGAGAGAAGCGUUUUUUUUGAUUUUUUUUUUUUUUUUAUUCAAAGAAAAUUUUCCCUCGACAAUUUUUUCAAGAAAUUCCAAAGGACCCACCUAUUUUAUUAGCACCUGCCAGCAUAUAAGGCCUCUGGAUUCAACACCACCUCACCUCCCCCGCGUCUACAAUGAGUUCGCGAAAUAUCCCUUCAGACAAGCUGAAUCUACGCCUCAUUCUUGUCAGCGGGAAAACAAAAGAGUUCCUAUUUAGUCCAAGCGAUUCUGCAGGGGACAUAGCGCAACAUGUGUUUGAAAACUGGCCGGAAGAUUGGGCGGAAGAGGCGGUUGCCAAAGCAGAAAUUUUGCGGCUAAUAUACCAGGGGCGUUUUUUGCACAGUAAUGUCACGCUUGGUGCACUUGGGCUUCCUUUUGGAAAAACAUCAGUGAUGCAUCUUGUACCACGAGAAAAUUUACCCGAACCUAAUUCUCAAGAUCAGAGACAAAAAAGUAAAGGUGGAGGAAGUAGUUGCUGCUCAGCUUCCUGUUGCAUACUUUAAACGUUGGCUGCCCUUUUUUUUCUUUUAUUUUUUAUCUCACUCUCUCUCUAUCUUUCUUGUCUCUCAUUUGUCCGAGGCGCAUUUCUCCGCAAAUCGGCUCUCUGCACAACAAAAGGAUCUGAGCCAAUCACAUUUAUAGAAAAAAAAAAAAAAAAAAAAAAAAUGAUUUUCUGCUGGAAGAGAAAUCGCAAGUGGCUUUUGAGCACCGCGGACAGGACAUAUUAUUAUUAUAAUUAUAAUUGUCAACUUGUGACGAGCGAUCCCACAGUCCAAAGAUCAAAAAAGUGGGACGCCAAAUUUUUAGAAUCAAAAAGAAGAAGAAAAAAAGAAUAACAAGAGAACUCGCCGCAACAUCACCCAUUUGCAAUCGUCAAAAAAAAAAAAAAAUUAAAAAAAAAAAAUUUUUUUAAAAUGUGUAUUAAUCUGUUAUUCUUGGUUUUCAACUUAAAUCCUCGACUUUCAGGAAAUACUCAAAAAUCCUCAUCCACAGGAUUUGCGCAUCGAAAAAAAAGAAACAUGGAAAAUUCGCUCUCUGUUUGUUAAUUAGUGAUGGAAUAUCGAUUAUGCUCUCUGAAAAAAAACUAUCGAAAUUUCAAUUGUCGAUUUUCAUGUUGAAAUAUCGAUUUUAAAUAAAAUAUCGAUAUGUCAAUUUGAAAACAAAAAAAAAAAAAACAACAAAAAUUGGCGGUAAAAACCGUUAUAAUAUUAAAUUCCAAUAAAUCGAUAUUAUUUGAUAAUAUUGAUUUUAAAACAAACAUUUUUUAAAUAUCGAUACAAAUGCUUAUAUCGAAGCAUAUAAAAUAUAAAACGAUAUUUUAAUUAUAUCGAUUCAAAAUUAUCGAUAUAUCGAUUUGAUUUAGGAAUAUUAGAAUAUUUCGAAUUAAAAUUAUCAAUAUAUCGAUUCGAAAAUAUCGAUAUAUUGAAUUAAAAUAUUUCGAUUUGAAAAUAUCGAUUUUAAUAAUAGUGAAUAUUUCGAUUCAAUAAUAUCGACUCGUAAUUAUCGAUAAAUAUGUCAAUUCAUAAUUAUCGAUAUAUCGAUUUAGAAUAUAUCGAUUUAAAACUAUCGAUAUAUUGAUUCAGAAUAUUUCGAUUCAAUAAUAUCGUUUCGAAAUUAUCGAGAUCAAUGAUUCAGAAUAUUUCGAUUUAACUAUAUCGAUUUGAAAUUAUCGAUAUGUUGAUUUAGAUUAUAUCGAUGCGUAAUUAUCGAUGACUAUGUCGAUUCGAAAUUAUCGAUAUAUUAUUUUAGAAUAUAUCGUUAUUUCGAUUGCAGAUUAUUUCGAUUCGUAAUUAUCGAUGUAUUGAUUCAGAAUAUAUCGAAUCGAAAAUGUCGAUUCGAAAUUAUCGAUAUAUUAUUUUAGAAUAUAUCGAUAUAUCGAUUGGAGAAUAUUGCGAUUCGUAAUUAUCGAUAUAUCGAUUUAAAAUAUAUUGAUUCGAAAUUAUCGAUAUAUUGUUGUAGAUUGAAAAAAUAUUUUUAAAAAAUGAAUUUUUUUUUUUGAGGACAUUCUGUCACUAAUUAAGACAAAAAAAAAAAUGUUACGCAAAACCGAUUAUUGUAAACAAUUGCGACAGCAGCGUUAUUAUUAUGAUUAUAAUUAUUAUUAUAAUUAUUAUUAUAAUUAUUAUUAUUAUUAUUAUUAUAUAAUUAUGUAGGUGGAAAAUACGCGAGAGUGCCUGUGUGCGAGUGUUGUAUGUCAAGAGUAUAAAUGUUUGCGCGUGCGCCCGAAUUUAAGAGUCUGAAACUAUAAGUUUAUGUUGUGAUAUGCAGGUAGCGAGUAUAUAAAUAUAAAUAUAUAUAAAUAUAUAUAUUAUAUACAUACUAUUAUUAAAAUUAUAUAAAUUUUUAAUAUAUAUAUAUUUAUAUAUAAAUAUUGAUAUAUAAAACAUAUUAUAUAAAAUAUAGAAAUAUUUAUAUAUAAAUAUAUAUAUAUUUGAAAAAAAAAAAAAAUGAAAAUUGUAUGAGAUACGUUGACGUGCAGUUAAGCUCUUAUAACGCGAAUGAAAAAAUAGACUUUUAUUAUAUAUAUAUUAAAUAUAUAUAUAUAUCGAUUUGUGAAAUGACGCCAAUUUUUGAGAGUUGUUUAGAUUUUUCUCGGUCAAUGAUAAUGAUAAUGAUGAUGAUAAUGAUGAUAAUGAUGAUAAUGAUGAAAAGCGUAUAAACAUUCAAGAGUCUGAUCGUAUAGAUAGAAAAGAAAACAAAGAUGACCGAUAUAUUUCACGUUAUUCCCUAUUUCCUUAAGAAAAAAAGAAAAUUCCUUUUCAUUCUCCUUUUUUCAAAAUUGGACCUAAGAAAAGAAAAAAAAAAAUUCUCAACUCUCAAAUUAGUGCGAAAUUUGUAAUUUUAAAUAUUUUUUUUUAAAAAAAGGUAAAUUUUUAAAUUAACAAAAUUUGCAAAUAGAAAAAAAAUAAAAUUUAAUCUGAAUAUAAAUAUUUAUUAUCUUGUUAUAUGUAUCGAUUAAAAAAAAAAAUAAAUAAAUAAGUUGAUAUAAAUAAUGUAGAAAAUAUAUUGAUAUUAAAUUUACUUUAAUAUUAAUAUAUUUUUAAUAUUAUUUUUUUGUAACAAGAUGAUUUUUUUGUUUACAAAAAAUUAAUAGAAAUAAUAUUUUUACUUUAAUAAUUAUGGUAAUUUUUUUUUUUCGUAAUUUUGAAACACUUGGCCGAUUCUUUUUAAUUUUUGUUUUUCAAUUCAGAUAAAUAAUUUUAUCACGAUUUUUUAAUUUUUAAUCUGACUAUUCGAUAUUAUUGUAUCGAUUUGAAAUAAUAAAUUUUUGUAUAAAUCAAUAUGUCGAUUAUAUAAGAUCGAUAAAAAUUUUUUUUUUUAUCAUUCGAUAUUAAUUUUUUUUUUCUUUUUGAAAUAAAAUUAAUUUUUUUUUCCACGAAAAUUGAAAAAUUUUUAGAGAAAUUUUUUUAAAAAACAAAUUGUUUUCACAAAUUUUAGUAUAUUAUUAUUAUUAUUAUUUUUAUUAUAAAUAAUAAUUUAAAUUGAUUUAUUUUAUAAUAAAUAAUCGUCAAUUAUUUUUAAUAAUUAAUUAAUUAAUUUCUCUAAUUUUUUUAGAGAAUACAUUAAAAAAAAAAAAAUUUUUUUUUUCAAAUUUCGCACAAUUGAGCGCCUUGGCUUUAAAAAUUAGGUCCAAAAAAAAAAGAAAGAAAAAUCAUUACAAUGCGUUGUAGCUUAAAAUACUAUACUCUCCUACGCUAAUUGUAUUACAAAUCUUACCAGUGAUUAAGAAAUGUGUAUAUAUAUAUAUAUCUCGUACUUGUGUAGUCGUAUUUGAUCGAAAAAUUAAAAAAAAAAAAAAAAAUACUGUUUUUAAAAAAAGCAAACAAUUUUUUUACAUUUGACAAAAUAUUAUUUUAAAAAUUCUCAAAAUAUUGACUCUUCUUUAGUUUCGUCGUCAAGUUUGAUACACAAUUUUUUUUUUCGUAAAAAAUUAAAAAAAUUAUUUCAACAAAUCAAACGACUCAAAAAUUAUAAAUUUUUUUUAUUAAUAUUAAAUUAUUCCGAUAUCAGAAAAAUAUUAACGAAAAUUUCUGAAUUUUUUUUUUAUCGAAUUUUUGUAAAUCAAUUAUUAUCAAUCAUUAUCGAUAACAUCGAAUAUUAUCAAAGUAUGUUAAUAUCGAUUAUUAUCCAUAUUAUUGAUUUAUAUAUCGAUAAUAUCGAUUUUUACGCGAUAAAAUUUGAUUUUGAAACGAUAAUAAAAAAAAAUAUAUAUAUAUAUAUAUAUAUCGAUUGUUGUAUUAUAAUAUUAUAGAGGCAAAAAUUAAUUUGGAAAUUAAACAAAAUUUCUCCUUUUUAAAUUAAAGAAAACUUUUUUUUUCUCAAUGAAAUUAAAUUUUUAUUUUCUUUCAUCGAUCUCUAGAAAAAUUAGAUUUACAAUAAUAUUUUUCAAAAAUAGAAGAAAAAUUUCAUUGUUUAUGAAAGGAAAAAAAAAAUUUAUAGUCGAUAUAUUAAAUUACAAAAUUCAUUUCAAUUCUUGAAAUACAGUCUUUUAUUCUUACACCUAAAAUAAAGACUAUUUAAAAAAAUGGAAAUUAAACGUUUUAUAAUAGUAAAUUAAAUAUAUAAAUAUUAAAAAAAAAGAAUCAAUAAAUAAAGAACAUAAAGUGUCGUUAAGCGCUCUUGUUAAUGGAUUUAAAGAUAAUUACAACAGUUUUAUCGAGGCUUUAUUCGAUUUUCACGAUAAAUUAAAAACAAAAAGAGACAAACCUCGUCAAAACGAGUUUAGCGAUAUUUCAAAAGGAAAAAAAAACCUUCCCCUCCGAAUAAAAAUGAUUCCAAUUUUUUAUGAAAAUGAAAAAAUACAAAUUUUCAAAAGCUGUAAAUAGCCGAGUUUUUACGUUCUUCAAAAAAAAAAAAGAGAAUUAAAUGAAAUAAAAAUAAAUUUUCCUUUCUUGUUCAAUAAAUCGUUUUUAUUCGGAUUUAUUAUUUCGGGAUAGGUUUUUUUUUUUUUUUGAAAUUCACAAAACUUUAUAACACAGUUAUAAAAAAAAGUCCAACGACCGUAGAAGAAACGCUUGUAAUUUUAAAUACAAAAAAAAAUAAAUUAGAAAUCGAGUUAAGUUUUACUCUCAAAGACUUUUUAUCGUCGAAAGGCGCAAAAAAAAAAAUUAUUGUAAAAAGUACUUGCGUUUCAAUAGCUGAACGUCUUAUUCGAAAAAAAAAAAUUAUUAAAAGAGAGAGAAAAGUUACAUAUUUAAAAAAAAAAUGAGACUUUUAUAAAAAUUAAUCGAUUGUUUUUGCGAUUUUUUGAAGGAAAAAAUAAUUAAAAACCAAUUUAAUUAUAAAAAUUAUAUUAUGAAUAAAUAAAUGGUUUUUAAUUCUUCAAAAUUGCUUUACAAUCGAAAAUAAAGUUUCUUUUUUUUGAGCGCUUUGUGACCAAAAUUCGCUUGUACAUGAUGUUAAUAUUGUCUUCUGUAAAUUCAAUUUUUUUAUUUUUUAAAUUUUUUCUUUUACUGCAAAUAGUCGAGGGAUCGACUUAAAAAAAAAAUAAAUAAAUAAAAAAUAAAAUAAAAUAAGAAGGAAAUGAAUGUAGAUUGACCGUCCUUAUAAAUACGAGACAAGUUUGUUAAAAGAAAUUGAGAAAGAAUAUUUGAAAGAGCAUAAAAAACAAAAAUUGUACGAAAUUGCUUGCCUUAGAAAAUCGAUUGUGAAAUUUUAAUUUUAAAAAAAGUGAAAAUUUCCAAUUUUUUAGAAAUGGAAAAAAAUUUAUCAUUUCUUUUUUAAUAACUUUUUUUGAAUAAUUUAGAAAAAAAAAUUUUAAUUUUUUUGAAAUUAGAACUGCAAAUGCUCUCUUUCUUUUUCUCUCUCUCUCUCUCUCAUUUACAUUUUUCGACGAAUCCCUCGAAAUUUAAUCGCUGGAGGAUCAUUCUAUUUUUUUAUUUAGAAAAAAAAAGAAAAAUUGCAUCGACAAGUAUAUAAACGAAAAAUUCCUCAGUUUUGUUUCUUCAUUUUUUUUUUUUUUUUUUUUUUUUUUUUGGGGGGGCCUCUGUGUGUUUUUUCAUCAAAGGAAAGUGGGCCCAUAGCAAAUAUCCUAAUAUCGCAAUAUGUGUAGCGAAAUAAUCCUAAAUGUAUCAUGGAAUUAAAGCUAAUUAACUGUUCGAAGCGUAAGGGUAACAAAAAAGAAAAAAAAAUAAUAAUAAACUUGUCCAUGACGAUGACUAGAGUAUUAAAAAAAAAAAAAAAAAAAAGAGUUACACGGUUUAUCCGUGAUUUCAAGACUUCCAAUAAAAAAUUUUCAACCUCUUUUUUUCUCUCUAUUCAAUUUUUUUUUAACAAAAAAUAUUUAAAUUGUCCACGAGAAAAAAAAAAUUUUUUUUUCUUAAGAGGUGUCGUGAUUUUUAAUUGGAAGUCAAAAAAAAAAUGGAAUUAUUCCUUUUAGACAAUUGUGUAUAGGUAAACGAAUUAUGAAUUAUAUCUGAGGUAUUUUGACAAAAAAAAAAAAAAAAAUUUCUUUCCCAUGGGAAGCGAAUCUUAAAUAGAAAAAAAAAUCACUCUCGCGGCUCAUCAACAUUUUUUUCAUUUGUAAUUUCUUUUUUUCUUUGAAAUCUCAAAGACCCCUCAGGAUCAGGAGGCGUCGUUCUCUAUUUUAUCGCUACUAGAUCCUAGGCACUAUUAUAUAAUUCAUCUGUAAAUAGAAACAGUAUUGAUAUAUAUUUCAGACUAGUAAAUGUUCUAGAUUUAUCGGAGAAAGCCGUUAAUUGAAUGAUUAAAAAAAAAAAAAUAAAAAUAAAAAUGUUUAAUUAAAACAACAGGCAAAAAAAAAAAAAAGAAUGAAGUUUGUUAUUUUUCAAGAUAAGUGAGAAAGGUCAAACUCCAAAGCAAGAGGAAACGAAACGAACGAGAAAAAGAAAUUCCCUCAUACCCCCAAUCUCUCCUUUCCCUUUAAACAAUCGAGCAAAUCUGGAGAACAUAUUUUUUUGCAGGACAAAUUUUGUACGUUCUCUCGUUAGACUCACAAACAGUAUAUAAAUAAUUGUAAUUUUAAAGAAAGUUAAAAAAAAAAAAAUAACUUUAAUGUGAAUAUUGAAAAAAAAUCCUCUCUCUCUUUCUCUCUCUUUCUGGUAGAUAGUAUCCGACUACUACAUUCCUUAAUAUUAUCUUGCUCGUACGCUUCCUCGUGCAGAUUUUUGAGUGGUCUAUACUCAGUUUUGCAAAUUUAUUAUAAUAAUUAUUAAGCUUACGUUACGCACCUCAUUUGUAAAUAUUAGAUCGUAUUUUUGUCUUCGAUGUAAAAUCAACGAGGAUCUUAACUGCAACUAAUGGCUUAGUUUUUAGUGUAAGAAUACAAAAAAAAAAUAAUAAUAAUAAUAAAGUUACAAAGCGUAAAGGGAAGAAA
Molecule: messenger RNA, 7929 nt
Organism: Leptopilina boulardi
Lineage: Eukaryota; Metazoa; Arthropoda; Insecta; Hymenoptera; Figitidae
Gene: UBL3
Product: ubiquitin-like protein 3
Exons: 4
Coding region: 728-1096 (122 amino acids)
Molecular function (GO): protein binding
Source: RefSeq, a predicted model, not a curated record